AUGGGUGACUGGAACCUGCUGGGCAGCAUCCUAGAAGAAGUCCACAUUCACUCCACCAUUGUGGGCAAAAUCUGGCUUACCAUACUCUUCAUCUUUCGAAUGCUGAUUCUGGGAGCAGCUGCUGAGGAUGUAUGGGAUGAUGAGCAGUCUGAGUUUGUCUGCAACACUGACCAACCAGGCUGCAAAGCAGUCUGCUAUGACCGUGCAUUCCCUAUCUCCCUCAUUCGCUUCUGGGUCCUUCAGGUCAUCUUUGUGUCUGCACCCUCCUUGGUCUACAUGGGUCACGCUCUCUACUGCAUUCGUGCACUGGAGAAGGAACGGCACCGCCGACGGGCCCAGCUGAAGGAGGAUCUGGAUGAGGCAGAGUUGGCGAUGGAUGAACAUAAACGCAUGGAGAAGGAACUGAGGAGGCUGGACGAGCAGAGGAAGGUGAAGAAGGCUCCUCUCAGAGGUUCUCUAUUGAGAACUUAUAUCAUCCAUAUCCUUACACGCUCUGUGGUGGAGGUCUGCUUCAUCCUGGGCCAGUAUAUACUCUAUGGUGUCCAACUGGAGCCACUCUAUAAGUGUGAGAGACUGCCUUGCCCCAACAGCGUAGACUGUUACAUCUCCAGGCCCACAGAGAAGACCAUCUUCAUGGUCUUCAUGAUUGCCAUUGCUGGUGUGUCACUUUUCCUAAAUAUUCUGGAAAUAUCCCACUUAGGCAUCAGGAAAAUCAAGCAUGCACUGAGUGGAGAGAGGUACAUGGAAGAUGACAGUUUGAUUUACAAGUCCAAGAAGAAGGCAUCUUUACCACACCUCUGUGUAAUGAGCAAUAUAUCACCUCAAAAUGGGCCUUUGACUCAGACCUUCAAAGUGAUUCCAGAGGCUGACAUGAAGCCUCCUCAUUACAACAGUGGGCUCAAAGCCAGCCAGGAAGCACUAAGACACAACAGCCUGGCUCAUCUAGGACACAGUCAGACCAGCUAUAUUUGUCCCCAACCUAAGAUGCCACCCAGGUCUGGCCAGAACUGCACAAUCCAAAUCCCCCAAAGUAAUGACAGUUCAGAGGUACAUGCAACCAUGAUGGGCCACCAUCCAGCCUGGACUUCUGUCAUGCCCACUGUGGAAGGGAACACAACAAGCCAUGAGAACACCCAUGAGAUAGAACACCCGAGCCAUUUGGAAGUUCUGCUGUCCAGUAGCACCUUAAGACCCAGUGCUAUCAGACACCUCAAUGAAGAUGACAGAAGGGAGUCGAUGGGGAGCGAGCUCCUGAUACCCAACCCCAGGAAGACCAGCUUCAUGAUCAGGCCACCAUCUGAAAGCUUGUCCUCCAUGAGUGGCUCCACAAGUCCCUCCUUACAUACCUCAGAGGAGUCGGAUGAAUUGGGCUCCCUUCAGGGAGACAUGCCCAUGAUGCCGCCUGCCGGAGGGCGAAGAAUGUCUAUGAGUAUGUUUCUGGAUAUCUCCUCUAUCAUGAAGAAGUGA
This is a messenger RNA of Stegastes partitus (bicolor damselfish), 1467 nucleotides long. RefSeq names its product gap junction alpha-10 protein-like. The coding region runs from base 1 to 1467 and encodes 488 amino acids. Lineage: Eukaryota; Metazoa; Chordata; Actinopteri; Pomacentridae. Gene Ontology annotation, molecular function: gap junction channel activity. The record is from RefSeq and is a predicted model, not a curated record. The transcript is spliced from 2 exons. Gene Ontology annotation, biological process: cell-cell signaling. Gene Ontology annotation, cellular component: connexin complex.